Messenger RNA from Mus musculus (house mouse), 6487 nucleotides. RefSeq names its product basal body orientation factor 1 (gene Bbof1). The coding region runs from base 131 to 1093 and encodes 320 amino acids. The transcript is spliced from 10 exons. Lineage: Eukaryota; Metazoa; Chordata; Mammalia; Rodentia; Muridae. The record is from RefSeq and is a predicted model, not a curated record.
GCGCCCUCCGCGUGCCCUCAACGGCGCGGAGGACGUUAGCCCUUCGGCGUGGUGGUUUCCUUAGAGACGGAGUCGGCCCAGGUGGCGGCCACCAGGACACCAGCACGGUGAGACUCCCGCAGAAGUCAAGAUGCCGGCGAAGGACAAGAGGAAAGACAAGAGGAAAGACAAGAGGAAAGGCAAAAACAAAGGCAAAGAACCAAAGAAAAUAAUCAAAUCAGAUGAACCUGCAAUUGAAAGAGCCAAAGCCAAUGCCUCUCUUUGGGAGGCCAGAUUGGAAGUCACAGAACUCUCUAGGAUUGAAUAUCGUGAUACUUCCCGAAGACUGGCAAAAAAUAAUGAAGACUUAAAGAAACAGCAAUAUAACAUGGAAAAAGACAUUAUGUCUGUAUUAAGCUACUUGAAGAAGCAGGAUCAAGAGAAAGAUAAUAUGAUAGAAAAACUGAAGCAGCAGUUGGCUAAAACAAAGGAAAAAGCCCAGGAAGAGAAGGAAAAAUUGGAACAAAAGUAUGCUCUGCAAGUGAGUGAGUUGGAGGGACAGUUUCAUCAAAAAGCCAAGGAAAUCGGCAUGAUUCAGACAGAGCUAAAGACAAUAAAACAAUUCCAGAAGAGAAAAAUACAAGUGGAGAAAGAAUUAGAUGAUCUGAAAGAAAAUUUAAGGAACUCAGAGAAGAACUAUCAGGAGACUCUUAGAAGACUAGAAAGCAGAUUUUUUGAAGAAAAGCACCGUUUGGAGCAAGAGGCUGAGAAGAGGAUCAUAAUGCUGGCAGAGAGAGCUCACCAUGAAGCUGUAGUGCCAACUACUCAAAAAAAUGUGGAUAUUAGAGAUUUGACCUGGGAGCAGAAGGAAAAGGUCUUAAGAUUGCUCUUUGCAAAAAUGAAUGGUUUUGCUGCUAGGAAAUACAGUCAGAGUUCUAAGCCUCCUGUUCCAGACCAUAUUAUUUAUGGCAGUGGAGAAAUGAAAGAAACUGGGGAUGAAAAUAACCUUCUAGAUCAAACCUUCAUCACCCAGCAAGCGCCAGUAUCAGACUCCAAUAGAAUGGUGUCACCCGAUGUUAUUCCUCAAGGAUUACAGGACUCUGACAUAGCCUAGGAAGUAGAGCAGCACAGCAGAUGACUCCACAGUAGAUGCAGGAAGACCCUUGUGUAUGUAACCUUGCUCUGAACAUGUUCAAGACAGUUUCUCAAAGAAAAAGACAAUUCCAGCUCAAAGGUUACCUGUUUGCCAUAGAAAUUGGUGUCUCCCCUGAAGGAAGAGCGAGAGCCGGUGAAGGAAAACAUCGGCAAAGGCACUGGAAUGGGGACAUUCACACCCACCUAAAGAGAACAAACACACAUCAGUGUCCCAGAGUAUCCCUCAAAGGACUCGAACACAGUGUCCUGCAGGACAAAGGCAACAGAGAGUCAUUUUAUUUUUGCUUUGAUUUUUAGAUUUUGUUUGGCUUGGGUUUUUUUUGGGGGGGAGAUAUCAAUUUUAAGUAGUCAUCUUGCACCUGUGCUCUACCCUAAGAACUUUUAUUCCUGAGGAAGAGAUGGGGAAUUGUGGGUAAUUAAAGGGGCAGUGUUCAAACAAGCUGAUCAUUGUUUAUCGUCUCCUCUUCAGAAACAGCUGUAAGAAUCUCUAAAAGUCCUAGUGACAGACCUGUCCCACAUCCACCAUGUGAGCAUAUUUCCGGGCGGUGGCUCCAUUGGUGGUGAAGAUGGCAGUUCCAUUUCCAUAUGGGUUGUCAUUUACAAUCUUGAUUGCUUCAUCCAGUGUUUCUGUCUCCAAAACCACAAGAACUGGACCAAAUAUCUCCUCUUUGUAACAAGUCAUACUUGGCUGUCAGGAGAGACAGAGCCAGAAAAGAAAGAAGUCAGCUUUUUUGAGUAUUUUAUGCUUUUGGCAUUCCAAGUCACUACCCAUUGUCACCAAAAGCUGCUUUCAUGCUAGUGAUCUUUUUUCUUAUUUCUGUUCAAAAGGUAGAAACCUUUUGAGCUACCACCAUAUAAACCACUUGGACUUCUUGCGUUCUUUGCUUUUCAGUUCUAUUUCAAGUUCAAGGCCCAGCACCAGCACCUGUACAACCUGUUUCAUUACAAUUUUACUGAAGGUUACACGAAAAGUCAUUUUUGUGAAUCAAACAUAUUCUAAGUAUACCAGAACUUUUCUAGAAACUUCUUGCUAAAUACUCUGUAACAAAACAAUCCACUCUCACUCAUUCCUUUGUGUUGUGGGGAAUAUUAAAAAUGAACCCAACUCUCCAUGCCACGCUGGAUCACAGGGCUCCCUCCGGGACAUCUCUCGGUACCCCCCCCCCAGUUCCUCUUGCUACCACGAAACGCCCCACACACCCCACAGUCGGUCAUCUCAACACCUAACUACCCAGUAGAAUCAAGACUCUUAAAGCUUAAUUAACCUAUCAGAUUUAUCCGCCAAUACAAAUAAUUUCAGAGCCAAUUGAUAAUGCUAAAAGCUUUAUUCCAAUAUUUCUAACCUUUUGUGAAAUCACAGCUAGUUGCAGCUGGAAAAUACCACGCAGGUAAAUGUCCACAGCCACGGUUGUUCUCCUCCUACUCUGUCUCUGCAACUCUUAGCUCCACCUCCCUUUGCCCUGUCCAAUCACAGGCCUCCUCUGCACUAAUAUAAUUGGUCAGGGAAAAUCCUGCUACACCUUUGUUUCUAAAUAAGUCUCCAAUUUUGACAUUGGGUCUUCUUAAACAUUCAGGACACCCUUUACCUCAGCACCUAGCCAGCUGUGUUUGUUGACAAUAAGUUUUCCUCUGCAGUUCAGAAGCAAGAAACUCCAACCCAUGAUCUUUCAGGAGUAUGUAGUAAGGACAUACAACAAAAAGCCUGCCUCAAUUAGUCAUGAACGUUAGCUGAAGACUGUCACACUUUGGUAAAAAAAAAAAAAUUAACACCCGAUUUCUUUUGUUUCAGUCUGAUAACAUGGGCACAGAGGAAGGCAGUCAAUAAAUACUGGGUGGUUACUAUAUUGAUUGGGACAAGUGAACAAGUAGGAAACAGAAGUGUAAGACAAGGGUUUUAGUUCAUUAUAAUUUUUAAAUAUGAUUUAUUUUUAUUUUAUGUACAUUGGUUUACCUGCAUGUAUGUCUGUGUGAGGCUGUCAGAUCCUCUGGAACUGGAGUUACACAGUUGUGAGCCUCCAUGUGGGUGCUGGGGAUUGAACCCUGGUGUUCUAGAAUAGCAGCCAGUGCUCUUAACUGCUGAGCCAUCUCUCCAGCCCCCAGUGACUAGGGUUUUAAUUGCUGUUUAUGGGCCAAAUAUACCUGUUCUUACACAGUCCACAAGCUAAGAAUAGUUUCUACCUUUUUUUUUUAAUGGUUAGGAAAAAAUUCAGAAGACUAUUUCAGGAUAUAAAAUUACAAAAUUCAAGUGUGUGUCCAUAAAUAAGAUUUUCUUUUUUUACUGGAAUACAGCUAUGUAUUUGUGGUUGAUUUUAUACUAUACACCAGAAUGGUUGUGACAGAAAUUGUAUUUUUUGAAAGCUGAGAAAUUUAGCCUUCCAUGGAAAGUCUAUUGUAGUGGUUAAUUUGUGUCAUCUUGAUAUAUCCCAGUCACCUGGGAAGAAGGAACUUUAACUGGCCUCCUUCAGAUGGGCAGUGGGCAGGUCUGUGUGGUAUUUUCCUAAUGAUUGGGGAGAGAGGGUCCAGCCCACUGUGGGGGGUGCCACCUCUGAGCAAGUGGUUCAGAGUUAUAUAAAAAAAGCAAGCUGAACCAGCCAUAGGGAACGAGUCAGUAAACAGCCUUCCUCCAUGGUCUCUGCUUCAGUUUCUGCCUCCAAAUUCCUGCCCUGCCCUCCUCCCUCCCUCAGUGGCUAACUGUAAUCAAAGCAAAACAAAACCAACCAGAUGGACCCCUUUCUCCUUAUGUUGCUUUUGGUCAGUUUUAUCACAGCGAUAGAAAGCAAGUCAGGACAUGUGCCACAUAGUGAAAAGAGCUCUGGUUGGAAGCCAGAGAGAGAGAUUUAUUUAGUUUCCAGACAGAAUAACUGAGCAGACCUGGCAAGAGUUAUGAUCUUAAAUAUCUUCACUUAGAGAGGAGUGAGAUUUCAUAGCCCUAAAGGUGUUUUUAGCUCUUGUAUUUGUGAAGUAAUUCAGAGUUGUUUACCUUAACAUUUGAGAUGAUGGUUGGUCCAACAAAGUUACCAUUUUCAUAGCCCUUGACUUUAAUUCUUCGCCCAUCCAGAAGGAUGGAAGCUCCCUCUUUUGUUCCGCUAUCGAUCAGAUUGCAGACUCUCUCUUUGGCCUGGGGGGUGAUCAGGGGGCCAAGAUCAGCUCCAGGCUGGUCUCCUACAAACCAAGUAGAAGUGUCUAAGGAUUUUAUCAUAAAACUUGACUGCUGAGAUAAGUUUGAAUGGAGAGAAGAAUUAAGGAGCGGUAAUACUAGGAACAUAACUGCCCCCGCUCCAGCAAGGCCAAUAAAGAAUUUAGUGCCUCAGAAGCAAAGGCUACCUGCAUUGCUGACUGAUUACUCGGCAGCUGACUGAUAUCUGCAUCCUGAUUGAUUACCUGCAUUGACUCGCAGAUUUUUGGCCCGAUCGACCAGUUCUGGCAGCCACUUCUUAGCCUCCCCUACGAGGAUGGCUGUUGAAAGAGCCAUGCAGCGCUGCCCAGCAGCUCCGAAUGCUGCCCCGACCAGCUGGUUGAGGGUAUUUUCCUUAUUGGCGUCUGGCAUGACUACUCCAUGGUUUUUGGCUCCCUAAAGAAACGCAGAAAGUACACACGUCCUCCUUAGCUAAAUUCACUUAAACCAAAAAAAUUAAGCAAAGAUUCUGAUAUAUGAGAACUUAUAGAACGAAAUCCAUCUUUUGUUAUUUUUUAAGUUUUAACUUUUGAAGUCUUGGGAAUUAAACCUCGGCCUCAUGCAUGCCAGGCAAAUAUCGGUCUUUUAUUUUGAGACAGUCUCACUGAGUUGUCAAAGGUAGUAUUGAACUCACUCUAUAGCACAGGCCAGAGAUUAUUUUUUACUACUGCUGACGUUUAAGCAAUACUAAACGGUUCCAUGUUUCUUUAAUCUCCUUGAGAAGCUGAUAUGUAUUUAUUUAAAUCAAAACUAUUAGCAUGGUCGGCAUUGACAUAAAUUGACAGGUUGAAAAACUAAUAGAAUACAAAAGUAAUCCAGGUAUUAUAUGAGGACAUAUGAGAAAGUGCCUUCUGUGGACUAGCCCUUUCCAACUCCUUAACAAAAAAACUGGUCAUGGUAAAGAUGAAAUAAUCUUAGGGAUAACCAGCUCUUUAUCUUUUUUAUUUUUUUUUAUUCUUUUUUGUUUGUUUGUUUGUUUGUUUUUUCAAGACAGGGUUUCCCUGUGUAGCCCUUGCUGUCCUAGAAUUCACUCUGUAAAUUAGGCUGCUUUUGAACCCAGAGAUCUGCCUGCUUCUGCCUCACUGGGAUUAAAGGCGUGUGCCACCUGGCUCUCUACCAUAUUUUAAAGCCAUAUCACUAGUAGAGGACACUUUUUAAAGAAGCAAUAAAUAAGGUCAAGAAAGUAAAAUUUGGCUGGUAAUACUUAAAGAUUUAGCAACAGUUUUGAGGAGGACUGUGCCCUUUGUCACCAAGAUCUAUUGUAUAUGAUGAAAGAUAAUUAUAACAAAAUGUCACAAGGUUCAGAGACUCAGGGAGAAGACGAUCAGGAUGAAAUGACCAACACUGGCCUUUCUGAGACAUGGGAUGAGUGGCCUGUCUACUGCAGGACAGUCCCUAGGUCUUACAUACACACAUAGCCAAGUUUGAGGAGCUAAAGGGAUGAGAAGUCACCAUAUUGGCUUGAACCCUCUUGCCAUUUCUUGAUCCUCUUUCGAAGAUGUACUCUCCUGCCUGGUUGGAUCCCACAAAGCUGAUUGCCUUGAUGUCUGGAUGAUCGCAAAUAAAGUUUACAGCUUUGAAAAGAAAAGAAAUGAUCACCACAAAGAAUUAAUAGCCCACAGGCUUAACAACAGCAAAUCUCUCCUUCCUCCAUAUUGUAAACUAACAUUCAUACAUUUCUACAUGGAAAUCUCACUUUGGUGUACUCUUUUUUCCUCUUAUAAUUUGUUUUGUUUUUGAAACAGGGUCUCACUAUGUAGCCCUGGGUGGCCUUGAGCUCACUAGACUAGGAGGGUCCCAAACUCACAAGAGACCCACCUGCUUCUGCCUCACAGAUAUUGGUAUUAUAGUCAUGGGCCACCACACCUGUCAUUAAAUUACAAAUGGUAUUUAACUUGUUUAUUCUCAUUAGUAUCCCAGAAUUUACAAUUCUAAUCUCUGAAAGCCAUAAUUUCUUUAAACUGUAUUUUCAUUGUGUGUGUGUGUACACGUGUGUGUACACGUGUGUGUACGAGUGCAACAGAGAACAGCUGUGUGGCACUGGCUCUUUUCUCCCAUCUGUAUGUGAGUCCUAGGGACCAGGCUUGUGUGGCAGAUGCCUUUACACGCUGAUCCCUUUAGACAAGCCAUAAAGCCUACAACUUCAAUUUCCUCAAAUACAAUAACAUUCUUUCAAAA